UUAAAUGUAUUACGAUUAUCGCUUCCUUAUCGAGUUCUGGUGUAUCGUUUUCUAUUACAAUAUAUUCCUACAGACAAUAAUCGAUAGAUUAGUGCGUUACACACUGUUAGGUUUGGCCGACAUGUUCGAUUUGGAUGUCGACGACGAUUUGUGAUAUGGUGUAACUUGUUAUCGACUUAUUUAUUCAACCUGUGAUAUUAGUGGUAAUAGUUAAUUAAUUAUUGUAUUGUACCAUGUCUGAAAAGUCCGGAGUGAUCACUAUACACCAUAUGCGCCUACACCGGUGUGAGGGGUGCCUUGCGGCGUGCGGGCGGGAGGGCCGCGCGGCGCCGCUUCCUGUUCUUACUAGGAACAAGUUACUGAAACGAGCGAGACGUACACCUUACUCAUCUCCGAUGAGCAAGCAGACCUCCAACAUGGUGGAGCCGGCGCCCCCGACGCCACCAGACAACGAUGCCCCACCAAUGCCAUGGUUCGGAAUGGACAUCGGCGGUACUCUGACCAAGCUGGUGUACUUCGAACCUCGGGAGAACAAUAGAAGGGAACUGGACAAGGAGACGGAGGUGCUGAAGAAUAUCAGGCGAUACCUGACGAGGAAUUCUGCGUAUGGCAAGACUGGGCGGCGUGAUGUACAUUUGCAGAUGGACAACGUCACAAUCCGUGGUCGCCGCGGUACGCUCCACUUCAUCCGGUUCCCCACGUCGGAGGUGGGCGCGUUCCUGCAGCUGGCCCGCUCUAAGGGCAUGGCCGAUCUAGUGAAGACCAUAUACGCUACCGGCGGAGGUGCUUACAAGUUCGAAGAGGACUUCAUAAAGGAGGUGAACAUGAGGCUCUCCAAGAUGGACGAAUUGGACGCUCUGAUCGCCGGCGUACUGUUCUCAGACAGUAUGAACUCGCACGAGUGCUACUACUGGGCGCCGCCGGAUGAACUGCCGGUGCACCACUCUGCGGCAGAUUCGCCACCGUACUCUGAGGCAGCCCUCAGUAUGUACGUCCGGAAGCCGUUCGACUUCUCCAGCCCGUACCCGUUCCUGCUGGUGAACAUCGGCAGCGGGGUCUCCAUGCUGGUGGUGAAUGCCCCGGAUGAUUACUACCGCGUCAGUGGAACCAGUUUGGGUGGCGGCACCUUCCUGGGUCUGUGCUGCCUGCUGACCGGCUGCAGCAGCUUCGAGGAGGCCAUCUCCCUCGCGGCCUCCGGGGACAACACCACCGUCGACAAGCUGGUCCGGGACAUAUACGGCGGGGACUACGCGAGGUUCGGGCUGCCCGGGGAUCUGGUCGCUAGCAGUUUCGGGCACAUGUGCUCAGCUGAUCGGAGAGCCAAGGUGUCCAGGGAGGACCUGGCUCGGGCGACUCUUGUGACCAUCACCAACAACAUCGGUUCCAUCGCCAGACUGUGUGCCUGCAAUGAGAAUAUCGAAAGGGUGGUGUUUUGUGGUAACUUCCUGCGUGUGAACCCGCUAUCCAUGAAGCUGCUCUCGUAUGCUAUGUCCUACUGGUCCCGGGGCGCGCUGAAGGCACUCUUCUUGGAGCAUGAGGGUUACUUCGGCGCAGUGGGAUGCCUCCUGAAUCUGGAUAUGAAGCGACAGAAGAAACAAAACGCCGCGAGGAAUUCCAGCGGAUCCGAUGAGCAGAGAUGAGUCACUCAUUGUAACGGUCUGAGUCAUCCCAACAGGGAUGCUGUAUGUAGGAGAUAGUGCGUUAUAUAGGUAUACUAUGACGGUCAACGGUGGGUAACAGAACUGUUGAGGUCAUUUAAACAAACUACGUUUUAUAAGAACUAGCUCUGCCCGCGUUUAAUUUAUAACCUACCAGCUUUUACGUGCUUCGCUCGCAUUGA
Molecule: messenger RNA, 1840 nt
Organism: Achroia grisella
Lineage: Eukaryota; Metazoa; Arthropoda; Insecta; Lepidoptera; Pyralidae
Gene: fbl
Product: pantothenate kinase 3
Exons: 11
Coding region: 234-1640 (468 amino acids)
Biological process (GO): coenzyme A biosynthetic process
Cellular component (GO): cytosol; nucleus
Molecular function (GO): pantothenate kinase activity; ATP binding
Source: RefSeq, a predicted model, not a curated record